Molecule: messenger RNA, 1755 nt
Organism: Pteropus alecto (black flying fox)
Lineage: Eukaryota; Metazoa; Chordata; Mammalia; Chiroptera; Pteropodidae
Gene: MSTO1
Product: misato 1, mitochondrial distribution and morphology regulator
Exons: 14
Coding region: 192-1700 (502 amino acids)
Biological process (GO): mitochondrion distribution
Cellular component (GO): cytoplasm
Source: RefSeq, a predicted model, not a curated record
GGGAGGUGCUCACGCUGCAGUUGGGACACUUUGCGGGCUUCGUGGGAGCGCACUGGUGGAACCAGCAGGAUGCUGCGCUGCGCGAACCGGCCCACGCCAAGGAGACGCCCGAGGAGCUGUGCCCCGACGUCCUGUACCGGGCCGGCCGGACGCUGCACGGCCAGGAGACCUACACGCCGAGGCUCAUCCUCAUGGACCUGAAGGGUAGCCUGAACUCCCUAAAACAAGAAGGUGGACUCUACAGGGACAAACAGCUGGACGCAGCGAUCGCGUGGCAGGGGAAGCUCACCACACACAAAGAGGAACCCCAUCCCAAGAACCCUUAUCUCCAGGACCUGCUGAGUGCAGAGGGGGCGCUGAGUAGCGAUGGCAUCUGGAGGACCAGAUCCCUCCCCAAUGGCAAAGGUCCCACUCCACUCACCACCGCUACGAGUCCGAAGCCACUUAUGCCCACAGAGGGCAGCAUCCGGGUCUGGUCAGACUUCCUCAGAGUCCACCUCCACCCCCGGAGCAUCUGCAUGAUCCAGAAGUAUAACCAUGAUGGCGAAGCCGGCCGCCUGGAGGCGUUUGGCCAGGGGGAGCGUGUCCUGCAGGAGCCCAGGUACCUGGAAGAGCUGGAGGACAGGCUGCACUUCUACGUGGAGGAGUGCGACUACCUGCAGGGCUUCCAGGUCCUGUGUGACUUGCACGAUGGCUUCUCUGGGGUCGGCGCCAAGGCCGCAGAGUUGCUACAGGACGAGUACUCGGGGCGCGGGAUCAUUGCCUGGGGCCUGCUGCCGGGCCCCUACGCUCUUGGGGAGCCCCGGAGGAACGUCUACCGCCUGUUGAACACUGCGUUUGGCCUGGCGCGCCUGUCCGCUCACAGCUCCCUGGUCUGCCCCUUGUCCCUGGGAGGGAGCCUGGGGCUGCGGCCCGAGCCGGCCGUCCACUUUCCUCACCUGCGUUACGACGCCGCUCUGCCCUUCCACUGCAGUGCCAUCUUGGCUACAGCCCUGGACACAGUCACUGCCCCUUACCGCCUCCACUCCUCGCCAGUGUCCAUGGUUCACCUGGCUGAGAUGCUGAACUACUCCGGGAAAAAGGUGGUGACAGCAGGAGCCACCAUCCCCUUCCCCUUGGUUCCGAGCCAGUCCCUUCCCGAUACCCUGGUGCAGCUUGGAGGGGCCACCCCGUGGACCCCACUGUCUGCGUGUGGGGACCCAUCGGGAACACACUGCUUUGCCCAGUCGGUGGUGCUGCGGGGUCUGGACAGAGCGUGCCACACCAGCAGCCACCUCACCCCGGGGACGCCGCUGCCCUCCCCACUCCACGCCUGCAGCACUGGGGAGGAGGUCUUGGCCCUGUACUUACAGCAGCAGCAGCCCAGGGCCAGGAGUUCUGCCCAUCUGCUGCUGGCUCCUUGCAAGGUGGCACCUCCUUACCCCCGCCUCUUCUCACGCCUCCACCAGCAGGGCCUGGUUCCAGACGCUGCCCCAACGGGGCCAGUGGUGGACAGCAUCCCGGUGCUCGGCGCCCUCUGCUCGUCGUCUUCCUGGAACCGGACACUCGGGGACUUGGCCCAGGAGCUGAGCACACUGGACCUGCGGCGCUGGGCUAGCUUCAUGGACGCCGGGGUGGAGCGGGACGACUUCCAGGAGCUGCUGCAGGAGCUCCACGGCCUGGCCCAGUGCUACCGUGCUGGGGACAGCCUCGAGGCCUGAGGCCCCAGGAACAGAGGGCGCUCGCUCGCUCACAAUAAAAAGUGCUGGUGCGGGA